Molecule: messenger RNA, 366 nt
Organism: Lachnellula hyalina
Lineage: Eukaryota; Fungi; Ascomycota; Leotiomycetes; Helotiales; Lachnaceae
Product: UPF0235 protein
Exons: 2
Coding region: 1-366 (121 amino acids)
Cellular component (GO): cytoplasm
Source: RefSeq, a predicted model, not a curated record
AUGGCCUCACUCGCAAUUCGGCACGUAGCCUUGUCCUCGAAAUCAGCAAAAUCAGCAUUAGGCUAUAUCUACCUAAAAUGUCACGUCAAGCCCGGUGCAAGUAAGCAACGAGAAGGGAUCGUCUCUAUUUCUGAGAAUGUCAUCGAGGUGUGCGUGUCAGCGCAAGCCAGGGAGGGUGAAUCAAAUAAGGCUGUGAGAGAAGUAAUUAGUAGUGUUCUCAAUUGUCCUAAGUCAGAUGUAGAGAUCGUUCGAGGCAUGAAAUCACGUAACAAGACGGUUGCUAUUGAGGGGAUCGAUAUCAAAGGAGACGAGGAGAAGUGUAUCUCUGGAAUUAGGGAAAAGUUCGAGAACGCUGUUGAUGAUUAG